GAUGCGUGUCGUCCCCGCUGUUGCUGCUCAGUCUCCAGUGUGGAUUUACAUACCCUGAUUUCCGUGGGACUGGGAAACGAAAGAGGACGGUGGCGAUUCUUUCAGGAACUGAGGAAUCGACCACAAACAACUCUGGAGGAAGGCUGGGAGGUUCUCGGAGAAGUCUGGAAGCAGCUUGAGUUGAACCCGGUUUGAAGGGCUGUGGCCAUGGCCGGGGGUGGUGGUGGUGGUGGUGGUGGUGGUGUUUGUCCGUUGGGGCCCGCACCGCCGAUGUGGUAUCACCGGGACCUGAGUCGAGCGGCGGCCGAGGAGCUGCUAGCCCGGGCCGGGAGAGACGGCAGCUUCCUGGUGCGGGACAGUGAGAGUGUCAACGGGGCUUACGCUUUGUGUGUACUGUUUCAGAAGCAUGUCCACACAUACAGAAUCCUCCCAGAUGAGGACGGAUUUCUGGCUGUACAGACAUCUCAGGGCGUGCAGCCUAAGCGGUUUAAGACAUUACCAGAGUUGGUGCUGUUGUACCUGCAGCCCAGCCAGGGUCUGGUCACCACCCUGCUCUAUGCUGUGGACAGAGAGGAAAUGGCUGUCAGCGAUGACAGGGACUAUUCAGAUGGGGAGGAUGAGAAGCCACCCCUGCCCCCUCGCUCAGCCUCCACCUCCACUCCCCCUGGCGCAGACACACCCACAGACAGUGCUCCAGCAGCUAAUGGCCUAAGCACAAUCUCCCAUGAGUACCUGAAGGGCAGCUAUGCUCUGGACUUAGAGGCAGUCAAACAAGGAGCCUGUGCCCUGCCUCACCUCAACAAGACACUAGUGGCCUCUUGCAAACGCCUUAAUGGAGAGGUAGAUAAGGUUCUGUCUGGGCUGGAGAUCCUGUCUAAAGUCUUUGAUCAGCAGAGUGCUUUCAUGGUCUCCAAGAUGAUCCAACAGUCGGUGAAUCAUGGUGGAGACCAAGAGCUGGAGAACCUUGUGACCAAGCUGGCAAUUCUCAAAGACCUGCUGUCCUCCAUAGAGAAGAAGGCUCUGAAAGCUCUCCAGGACAUGAGUUUGUCCUCGCCAUGCUCCCUUCCUCCUCUCUCCAUGCGUCACAGCAAAGCCAUCCCUGUGCAGGCCUUCGAGGUAAAGCUGGAUGUUUACCUGGCAGAGCUGACAAAGAUAGGAAAGAGCCAGAAGUACACUCUGUCGGUGGACGUGGAGGGAGGACGACUGGUAGUGAUGAAGAAGGUGAAGGACAGCCAAGAGGACUGGACCACCUUCACACAUGACAAAAUCCGUCAGCUGAUCAAGUCUCAGCGGGUGCAGAAUAAACUGGGCAUUGUUUUUGAGAAGGAGAAGGACAAGAGCCAGAGGAAAGACUUCAUCUUUGCUAGUGCCAAGAAGCGGGAGGCAUUUUGCCAGCUGCUGCAGCUGAUGAAGAACAAACAUUCCAACCAAGAUGAGCCAGACAUGAUUUCUAUCUUCAUAGGCAGCUGGAAUAUGGGCUCGGUGCCUGCGCCAAAGUCUCAGGCCUCAUGGGUGUUGUGUCGUGGCCUCGGGAAAACUCUAGACGAGAUGACGGUCACCAUCCCUCAUGAUCUUUAUGUGUUUGGAAGCCAAGAAAACUCUGUGUGUGAUCGCGAGUGGGUGGAGUCACUACGUGCCAUGUUGAAAGAACAGACAGAACUGGAUUAUAAACCGAUCGCAGUGCAAACUCUGUGGAACAUAAAAAUUGCUGUGUUAGUGAAACCGGAACACGAGAACCGGAUCAGCCACGUGGGAAUGUCCAGUGUCAAGACAGGCAUCGCCAACACACUGGGCAACAAAGGAGCUGUGGGUGUGUCCUUUAUGUUCAACGGGACAUCUUUCGGCUUUGUGAACUGUCACUUGACAUCAGGGAAUGAGAAGAUUGCCAGGAGGAACCAAAACUACCUAGAUAUUCUCCGCCUGCUGUCACUAGGAGACAAACAGCUGAGCUCUUUCGACAUCUCACUGCGCUUCACACACCUCUUCUGGCUGGGCGACCUCAACUACAGGCUGGACAUGGACAUUCAGGAGAUUUUGAACUACAUUAACAGGAAGGAGUUUGAUCCCCUGCUGAAGGUGGACCAGCUCAACCUGGAGAGGGAGAAGAACAAAGUAUUUCUGCGCUUUGCGGAGGAAGAGAUCUCAUUCCCUCCCACCUACCGUUAUGAACGUGGCUCAAGGGACACAUAUGUCUGGCAGAAGCAGAAGGCCACAGGGAUGAGGACUAAUGUUCCGUCCUGGUGUGACAGGAUCCUGUGGAAGUCAUACCCAGAAACACACAUUGUCUGCAACUCCUAUGGCUGUACAGAUGAUAUCGUGACCAGUGAUCAUUCCCCUGUGUUUGGUACCUUCGAGGUGGGGGUGACCUCCCAGUUUGUCUCCAAGAAAGGUCUGCCAAAGUCUUCAGAGCAGGCCUACAUUGAGUUCGAGAGCAUUGAAGCCAUAGUGAAGACAGCGAGCAGAACCAAGUUCUUCAUCGAAUUCUACUCCACUUGUCUGGAAGAGUUUAAGAAGAGUUAUGAGAACGACAGUCAGAGCAGUGACAACGUCAACUUCCUGCGCGUGGGCUGGUCCAACAAGCAGCUAACGACGCUCAAACCUCUUCUCUCAGAGAUCGAGUACCUGCAGGACCAACAUCUGCUGCUGACGGUGAAAUCACUGGAUGGAUACGAGUCCUACGGAGAGUGUGUGUUGGCUCUGAAGUCUAUGAUUGGCAGCACAGCACAGCAGUUCCACACCUACCUCUCCCACCGUGGCGAGGAAACAGGAAAUAUCAGGGGGUCCAUGAGGGUCAGAGUCCCCUCCGAAAGGAUGGGAACCAGGGAGAGACUCUACGAGUGGAUCAGUGUGGACAAGGAUGAGACGGGUGGACCUAAAGGGAAAUCCACUUUGGUAUCCAGGGUGGGACAUGAAUACGUCAAGCCAUCUAUGGUUCGUAAACCGCUUGGAGAGCUGGGAAAAGUCAGUGAGGAGGGAGAAAGGAGCAGCAAAGAGGAAACUGCUGCAAGGCCUAAACAAGAUGCACCAGACGGUGAUCCAUCCAUCUGCAAGAACAGCUAUAAUAAUCCCGCCUACUACAUCCUGGAGGGCGUUCCCAACCAGUCGGCAGCUGCUCUUUCGCCUGAGCUACUCCCAUCUCCUACCUCGGCAAACCCCCAGGUAGCUAAAGCCCCUCCUCCCUCAGCUGGGGCUCGAACCAAACCCCCCUUUGUGGCCUCGGGGCCCUCUCACCCACGCAGAGCCAUGACGGGGCACCCGGUCCGCGCUAUUAGCGAGGAGGGCUCCUCCGAGGACGACGGAGGCGCCUGUGGAACAGGAGCGCAGGGCGUUGGUGUCGCAACAACAGUCGGAAGCACACUGAAUCGACCCCCUCCUGACUUCCCCCCACCUCCUCUCCCCAAGGGAGCCCUGGAGAUGGUUGCAGAGGCCCCGUUCUCCAAACCUCGCCCUCUUUACCCAGACCUAGCCGAGGUCAGGAUCCCAGCAGCCAGUCCUGCUGCCCCGCUGGCCCUCGGAGAGGGUUUUAGACGAGGAGGAGGAGGAGGAGGAGGAGGAGGAGGGGCGUUGGACGACCAGUCGUGUUCUGUGCUCCAGAUGGCAAAGACACUGAGUGAGAGCGAGUUUCCUGGGCAGCCUCCACGUGCUCCGUCUGCGCCGCCACCUCUUAGAGGGCAGCCGAUGGGUUUAGGUCUGGACUCCUGCCGCACCUUCCCACCCAGAAAUGCCAUCACAGAGAGUAUCGCAGAGGACAUGCCUGAGGAGGCACUUUGGGGCAGCAGUAGCUCGUCUUUGUCUGUUGGGGAAUCCUCAGUGGGGGAGUGGUUGCAGAGACUGGGACUGGAGAGGUAUGAGGAGGGUCUUCUACACAACGGCUGGGACGACCUGGAGUUCCUCAGUGACAUCACUGAGGAGGACCUGGAGGAGGCGGGGGUGCUCGACCCCAACCACAAGCGAAUCCUGCUGGAGAGCCUCAAGCAGCAGCAGCAGCAGCAGAAAUAAACUGUUUCAAACUGGUCUAUGACUGGUCCAAACUGGCCUGAUACCAGAACCGGGUCCCAAGAGGCCAGAUUUCAGCUGAACUGAACUGAGCUGAGAUGGAAUGUGCCAAUUAAUGCCAGACUGUGCCUUCUGAGAGAAAUUGCACUCCGUUUGUACUUUAAAAAAACACUUGUACAACCACCAUGGUUUUUCACACGUAAUGUAUGUGCGUUGUCGUAGAGGUGGCCUUAUUUAAUGAGAAUCCUGUCAGUCCUUUAAGCGUCACUACAUAACCCUCAGCUUGAAACCUAGUGAGAAGAUGCAGGGUGAGAUAAUAUUAUUCUGGACAGAUAGAAUUGAAGAUAUAGAGCAGCUGAUGCCUAGGGGAACCAGAGCCUUGAAAACACACUGUCUGUGUUUUGCAGUUCGCACUCUUUUAAUGUGUUCCUCUCUGAGUCUCUGUUUUCCCCCCACCAUUGGUCACAGUUGGGGAAACUAUGCGGGAAUUUUUCAAAAGCACUCAAGGGUAAUGUCAGUCCACAGCUCGGGCAGAGGAACGUCCUCGCUUCUGUGACGGAGGCAGACAGGAAGUGGUGACAGGAGAGGAGGUAGCCCUGACUCAUGUCCGACUGAAGCCAGCUCGCAUUUUCUCAAAUUUGUACUUUUGUGAUGAUGUUUGGGCCGCUGUUGUUUAAAUGGUGGCAUUUAUUGUCUCCGUGUCUCUGCAUGUGUUUAUGUUUUUAUGUUUCAUUUUUUAUGAUAAAGGGAAUAUGGAGCAAACCAACCAAACUGGUCCUGUUGGAGCUAAGAGUGCAUAUUUCAUAACAUAGCAUAACAUUAAAAGGACUGUAUUAGCCAUCAGCACCCCCUGGUGUGUGAUCUGUUCACACUCAACCCUGACAUUUCAGCUUUUUUUUUGUAGAUUGUUAUAAGAAGUUGAGACAUUUUUUUUCUCCAAAAAUCUGUAAGUAUCCUUAAACAUUGACAAAUUACCCAUGCAGCAUACAGAUUAUGUAUUUGGUUAAUUGGCCUAAAAAAAUCAAGUAGAUAAGUUAUACAAUCACAAGUAUACAUGAGGUAGGAAAGGAAAUAUUACUCUGAAGGUUUUACCCAGCACAUUUCUCAUGUUCCCAGUUUUAUUGUCUCCGAGGACAUUUAAUUUCAAUUUACAGAAAACAGAAUUUAGUAUCAUAUAUGACCCAGAUUUGAUGGGCUUUAUGUCACAUCUUUCACUCAUUUCAUUUUAAAUUGUGUAAAUGGAGUGUUCAGGGAAUUUGUUAACAUGGCUAAAUAGAUUUACUUUUACACAAGAUUUACUAAGCCAUCAUAUUGUCAUUUGUAAAUUUGGUCAACAAACCAUUUUCCGUGUAAUACAGUCUAGAGAUUUUGAUUCUUUUUUUUUUUUUUAGACAUAUUUUGUACAGGUGGGAAAAGAUGUCACCUCUAAUGAUACACAAAAAAACACAAGAGUCAUGUUUCUGCAGGACACAGAUGGUUUGGGGGCUGUUGUUGAUCCCUGAUGUAACCAGCAGGUGGUGCUGCUACUUCAAAAACCUCAUCAGUAGAUGCUGACUGUGGAAACUUUGGGGAAAAUAAGACACAACCAAGUCAUGUUCAGUGAAAGGAUUUGGUUUGUUUAUAUAUUGUUCUUGAAUAGUUAAAUAUCAGAGAGUCAACUUACCUGCUAGUGUUGAAAAUGCCUUUAUAUGUUCUUAAUUUAAUUCCUGCCUUCUCUUCUGCCCGUGAGACUAAGCCAAACCGAUAAACCAGUUUAUAAUUGUUUUAGGAGAGGCUGACGUGGCCACAAAAGUAGAACUCUAUACUCACAAUGAAUGUGUUUUUGCAUAAUUGGGACUAAAUAGGCAAUGGUAGCAGUUUCAUUCAUGUCUGUUUGAUCUGCUAAUUUUGCUUGUGACCCAAAACACAUCCUUGAAUUCGGUUUCUCGCAUACAACCUUUGACUUAGCAACUUGCCUGUAUUAUGUGUCGUACACUUUGUCUAAUUUUCUAACAGCCAAACAACCGUAAUGCAGAGAAUGUGGAUCUGGCGUAUAGAUGUGUUAAAUCUGAGGUCUUUGUAAGCCUUAUUGGCCUUGUGUGUGUGUGUGUGUGUGUGUGUGUGUGUGUGUGUGUGUGUGUGUGUGUGUGUGUGUGUGUGUGUGUGUGAGAAAGAGCCGUGCUAUUGUUGUUUUCUCUGACACACUCAAUUUUAUCUUGUUCCUUUAUGUAGUCACCUCUUUUGGUUAUGUUAAGUUAAUGUAAGUUGUUUGCCCAUGUCAUUUGUUUUUUCAAUUAAAAUCUAAUAUCUUAUUUACUCA
Messenger RNA from Perca flavescens (yellow perch), 6295 nucleotides. RefSeq names its product inositol polyphosphate phosphatase-like 1a (gene inppl1a). The coding region runs from base 208 to 3999 and encodes 1263 amino acids. Gene Ontology annotation, molecular function: protein binding; inositol-polyphosphate 5-phosphatase activity. Lineage: Eukaryota; Metazoa; Chordata; Actinopteri; Perciformes; Percidae. The record is from RefSeq and is a predicted model, not a curated record. Gene Ontology annotation, biological process: regulation of immune response; negative regulation of insulin-like growth factor receptor signaling pathway; phosphatidylinositol dephosphorylation. The transcript has 28 exons. Gene Ontology annotation, cellular component: cytosol.